CACGCCCGUUGCGACCUUAUUUUUGUCACACUACAAACAAACAUUCUAUUUGUACAAUACCAUCACAAAUUUCAAAACAACAUUACGUUAACAAAGUCGGCUAUCGUAUGACCCAAAUCAUAGAUAGAUUAAAGAAUCGAGUAUAUCACAGGUUAUUACGCAGAUCGGAAAGAUUAAAAACAUUUGUUAUUUUCACACAAAAAUGAAACAGACUGGAAAAGGAUGACAAUAAACAUUCUUAUAGUCCGCGGUUUAACAACAAUUUCACUUGCUGACUAUUGCACAAAAGAGCAGGGUACAUAUAACGCUGGGAAUUCAUGCUUGACUGCAAAAACAAAAUCACUCAAAAAAUUGUAAUUUCCUGUAAUUUUCUAUAGUAAAUUUGCGAUAUAAUACGAAACGUGACUGGAAAGAGAAAAUUAUUUUUUAGUCAUACGCGAUAACUUGGAUGCCGACAUUAAUUUAAUAUGACGGUGUGUGGGUGUGAUGUCUGCGAGUCCAUAUCGAGUUUGAAUUUAUGCCCGAAGCGAAUCUUUAGUUAGAAAAUAAUAGUUGGAAAAGAUCACUUUCCAUAAAUGAAAGAAAACCGCUGUUGAUGAACAAGUGAACAGGUUCUGACAGAAGAAAAAAUACUGUUUAGACGAGAUGUAAUUAUCAGGUUUAUAUAUUGGGGGAAGGGCUGACAAUCAGCCACAUCGCAAGUUUGUAAUUGCCCCUAUGGAAUACGUAUACGAACCCACGUAGUCGAGAUGCUCCAUCGGUUGGCGGUGCAAAAACUCAUUCAUGUAUGGAGAUUUAACUAUUUUGCAUCUAUCUUUCAAAUGAUUUAUUGGGUUCUGUUUUGGAUACAUUUAGAAAUAUCAGCAUUUAGAAUGGAUACCAGCAUAAAGUCGAUAACAAUCGUUAUGUUGAAAGGUAGAUUAUCCGAAGCUUUGCCAUGAGCGACCAUCGUGCAUAUAUACUUGAGCUUUCAGAAAUAAAAACAGCAGCUAGCACCUUCGAGUUCUGUAGCAGACUUUUUUGGUGUGAGCGUUUAAGUUAAAUUUCCAUAUUUUGUCAAAUCGCCUUCAAUGGAUCACUGCUUACAACUGAACUCAAGUUGAUGACACAUUUGGUUGAAAUGCGGACGCUACGACUCCGUAAAUAGGUUCGUCAACUCAAAAUGAAACUGCAAGUACUGAAAACUUUUAAUUUUGUAUUUACAUAAUUGCUACCAUUCUUGUAACAAAGUUCCAAAGAAGAUCCACAGCAUGUUUUACCAGUGACUUUCAUUACAUGACAAAUUUCAAGCACCGGGUUUGGAAAGAUAUAGAUCUGCGAGAAAAGGUGGUUGGAAUCACCAGAAAUCUGGUGAAUUGCUCGGAAGAUAUGCCUGGCGCAACAUUAGUAAUUCGGUAUAAUUUAUCACCCUGGUAAUUUAAGAAGUUUCGAUUUUGUUGUUCUUACUAAAGAAGUACUUUCAUUCUAUUUAACGACACGAAAAAAAAAUCCUUUCACCUAAAUAAAAUAUGCAAAUCGCUGACAUAAAACAAUCUGAAUUUAAAUAUAUCUCAAUCGUUUCACGAAAGCGUUGGUUUACGUUUCACCACCCUAUCAGAUUUCAAAUAAAUAGAACGUUUAUUGGCCUAUUAUGAGCAGCUUAUUUGAUCUCGUGGGCAAUGGAGUACUUUUUAGGUUAGAUAUUCCGCCCCAACAGAGCAUGUUUACAUCUGAAGUUACGUAGGCUACUAAGAGCAAAUAAGUGUUGGUAUUGGAUAAUUAUUUUGCCAUGUAAGUAUAUCACCCUCACAAGUCAAGUAUUAGUUAGAAUUUAACUGUCAGUUGAAUCAUCAUACUGAUUCAUUUUUAUAACGAUUCGGUUGUAAGUUAAUACUUUCUUUAUUGUUAGAUUAUCCAGCUAUAAACCAGCGUACUUUAAAAAAUAGUCUACACUUGAAUGAAAAUUCAAACACCAAGUUGAACGUACUCGUAAACAGAUAAAGCGAUGACUUCGACUAAUUCAACGGGAGAAAUUACCAACAUUUCGUCACGCUCAAUGAUGCAACACGUCGGAUUAGAAGCGUUACGUUUGGCAUCGUCUUCUUACGCAAUUGACGCAAUAAGUUCGUGUUUUGGUGGAAACAUAAGUUCCAUCCUCCCAGUCAACUUUCUUAUAUUUAUCAAUAUUCUCUUAUUGGCGACAAUAUUAUUCAUCUCAUAUCAAGUAUGGACAAUAUUAUUUUCACCGAUAGAUGUAUUUUACGAUGUUGGAAGCAUUGGUUUUGUUCAUCAUGAUAAACGUAUACCAAAGCACAAGACAGUCAAUAUUACUCGAAGACAAAGACUCGUUGGAGAAACGCCCCCAGUCUACCCAAACGGUUGGUUCAGAUUAAUUGACUCUAAUAUGCUGAAGAAAGGUCAACUCAAAAGCGUGUUUGCACUAGGGGAACAUCUUGCAGUAUUUCGUAAUAAGAAAGGCGUCGUUCGUGUUCUUGACGCUCAUUGUCCGCAUAUGGGAGCAAAUAUGGCGACUGGUGGAAGAGUGCUUGGCUCUGAUUGCUUGCAAUGUCCGUUUCAUGGAUGGACAUUCAGUGGAGAAACCGGAAAACUGGUUGACAUUCCAUAUACAACUAAAGUUCCUAAUUUUGUGUCUGUACGAAAAUGGCCGGUCUGUGAAAUAAACAAUAUAAUAUACGUCUGGUAUGAUUGUGACGGGAAGGAGCCAUCUUGGAAAUUGACAAAAUUAUCUAAUCUACAACGUCUCAAAUACGUAGGACGCACAGAGCACAUUGUGAAUUCUCACGUACAGGAAAUUCCAGAAAAUGCCGCAGACGUCGCACAUUUACAACAUUUGCAUAAACCAAUUAUUGGACGAGAUGUUGAAAAUACGUAUGGACCAGUGUGGAAUUUUUUGAGACACGAUAUUGAAGCGGCUUGGAGAACUCCCGAUGAUCCAGAGUAUCAACACAUAUCGACGAUGGAAAUCAGUGAUGCUACACACUUUAAAUUAUUUGGAAUACGGAUCCCGCUAAAGAAAAUGUUCUUCCAUAUCGAACAGAUCGGGCCUGGAAACGUCCAUAUUCACAUCAAUACCCCAUACUUUCGAGGAGUUUUGAUUCAGACUAUAACGCCUACGGAACCCCUUCUACAGAGACUCUCGCAUACUUUUUAUGUUGAACCACUCGUUCCAAUGUUCAUCGCGAAAUCCUUUCUAUAUCUUGAAGCAACUCAGAUUGAACGCGACAUUAUGGUUUGGAACAACAAGAAAUAUCUUUUGAAACCUUUGUUGGUGAAGGAAGAAUCGUCGAUUGUUAAGCAUAGAAGGUGGUUCAGGCAAUUCUACUCAGAAAACAGUCCUAGGCUGAAUUCCGCGGGAACUGCCUUGAUCAAUCCCCUUCGCACUGAAGUAAACGACUGGUGAUUUUGAAAAAUAGGCAUGCGUUAUAAAGUAAAACCAUGUCAGAGACAGCAUCAUCGGGUGUGGUGCGAUCACAGGUGUAGAUAUCAUCGAUAAAGUGGUGGCAUGAUAGAGAUGAGACACUUACGCGGCAUUCAUUUAUUUUGUAAAAUUUAAUACUUUGGAACUUAAUUUUUCGCUUUUGAAUUUAAUUAUAAAUCGUACUAUUAUGUGUAAUUAUUUAUUAUUUAAAAUCAAUUUUGCAUUGCUGAAUAAAUUUACUAUAAAUAGUUUUUAUUUGAAA
Styela clava is the source of this 3680-nucleotide messenger RNA. Its product is annotated as cholesterol 7-desaturase nvd 2-like. Gene Ontology annotation, molecular function: oxidoreductase activity; 2 iron, 2 sulfur cluster binding. The record is from RefSeq and is a predicted model, not a curated record. Gene Ontology annotation, cellular component: cytoplasm. Gene Ontology annotation, biological process: cholesterol metabolic process. Lineage: Eukaryota; Metazoa; Chordata; Ascidiacea; Stolidobranchia; Styelidae.